AUGCCGUCCGUUCUGGCGGUUCUCGUUCUGCUGCUUUCGUUGAGCCCGGCCGACUCUCGGCGGCCACCCACGACAACCGCCUCCUCCUUCACCUACGUGACCGCCCAGUCCGUGCACGACGCGCUGGCGGUGGGUGAUGGCCUCAAGAGCGUGCAGCCCUACCCCAAGGAUUGCCUCACGGGCACUUGCGAGUGGUACCUCAUGGCCUGA
Acanthamoeba castellanii str. Neff is the source of this 210-nucleotide messenger RNA. RefSeq lists its product as uncharacterized. Lineage: Eukaryota; Discosea; Longamoebia; Acanthamoebidae. The record is from RefSeq and is a predicted model, not a curated record. The coding region runs from base 1 to 210 and encodes 69 amino acids. The transcript is spliced from 3 exons.